This is a messenger RNA of Maudiozyma saulgeensis, 972 nucleotides long. NCBI's taxonomy places the organism in Eukaryota, Fungi, Ascomycota, Saccharomycetes, Saccharomycetales, Saccharomycetaceae. The record is from the annotation of a GenBank genome assembly.
AUGACAGGAACAGCUGCUUUAUACAUGAAUGAACCUUCUACAAAUUUUAUGGAAAAUUAUGAUGCUUACUAUACACAGAAUCAUGAUCAACCAUUAGUAUUAGACAGACAUAUUUUAUUCGGAACCGCGGACUCUAUUAUUAAUCAUCCAGAUACAUUAACUGCUAAUAAUAUUCGUUUUUUCAUCGGGAUAGAUAUCCCAACUAAUCAGAUGGCACAAUUAUAUAACUCCGAAAUUAUAUCCGGAUUAUAUGGUUCAAGAGAAGAUAUAGUCAUGGUGAAUUUUGAUUCACAAUUCAUAGAAGAUUUUGUAGUAUCGGACUUAGAGACUUUAAAUACAAAUUUACAAAAUGAUCCAUUAUUAGUAUCAUAUCUAUGGAAUAAUUCACAAUUAUUGAAAAUGAUGUCUGAACAACUAGCGAAAAAUAAUGAUGACACUUCAAAGAUUCUACAUAGAUAUGUCAAUAUCUAUAAGAGAUGUAACAGUUUUACAGUGAACCACAUUGAAAAAUUUCAAACUUUCAAUGAUUUAUUGACAUUAUUCCAAAUGACAAACGCCGAAGGGAAAGUACUUGUCUUUAGUGAUUCUACAACUAACGAAAAUAUGUUGACUUUACUAAUAUCGACUAUGUUGAAGAGAGAUACUUCAAUGAAAGUUCAACAAGCAUAUCAAUUCAUAACGAGUCUCAUGGAUACUCCAGCUGACAAUGUUAGAGUUGAAAGAAUUUUUUUGUGUAGUGGUUUAACAAACUAUGUUGAAUCUGUAAAGAAAUUUAACGCAAUAAAUGGAAGAAGACAAUUGAUUACAAACAAUUAUAACUCUGCUACUUCCCCAUAUGCUCAGGCCAACAUGACUAAAAGAUCUAUGCGUUAUACUGAUUCUUCUAACAUUGCUGCCUCCAAUACUACAACUACUACUAAUAAUGACUAUGCGGCACAGACAGCUACCGGUAAGAGAGCUCGUUCUGAUUAA